Solanum dulcamara is the source of this 1518-nucleotide messenger RNA. Its product is annotated as probable pectinesterase 53. NCBI's taxonomy places the organism in Eukaryota, Viridiplantae, Streptophyta, Magnoliopsida, Solanales, Solanaceae. The coding region runs from base 16 to 1122 and encodes 368 amino acids. Gene Ontology annotation, biological process: cell wall modification. The transcript is spliced from 4 exons. The record is from RefSeq and is a predicted model, not a curated record. Gene Ontology annotation, molecular function: pectinesterase activity.
UUUAGUACUUCCACGAUGAAACUAUUAGAGCUGUUUUUUAUCUUAAUGUUGUUUGCUAUUAGCACAGGUAGUGCUAAAAGGGGUAAAUAUUCUAGGAGGGAUAAUACACUGAGAGUGGCUAAUGAAGAAAAAGACUACUUGAAUUGGAUCAAUCGCAUGAGUUCUCGCAAUCAUUCUGUUUUCCAAGAAGCGAAGAACAAAUUAGAGCCUUGCAAAUUUAUUAAGGUGAAUAAAAACCCGAAAUUCGGAGAUUUUACUACAGUUCAAAAGGCGAUUGACUCAAUUCCGAUUGUCAAUUCGUGUCGAGUGGUUAUAUCUGUUAGUCCUGGGACUUACAGGGAGAAGAUUGAAAUCCCAGCAACAAUGGCUUACAUUACCCUGGAAGGUGCUGGUUCACACAAAACAACUAUCAAAUGGGAUGACACUGCAGAUAGGACAGGAAAAGGUGGACAACCAAUGGGAACUUAUGGUUCUGCAACUUUUGCUGUUAAUUCCCCCUAUUUCAUUGCCAAAAACAUCACCUUUAAGAAUGUAGCCCCAUCACCACCAUCAGGGGCAUUAGGAAAGCAAGCGGUGGCAUUAAGAAUCUCAGCAGACACAGCGGCGUUCAUAAAUUGCAAGUUCAUUGGAGCACAAGACACGCUGUAUGAUCACAGGGGCAGACAUUAUUUCAAGAACUGCUAUAUUCAAGGUUCUGUAGAUUUUAUAUUUGGAGAUGGGCUGUCCCUUUAUGAGAAUUGCCAUUUACGUGCCAAAACAAAAAGCUAUGGGGCCUUGACAGCCCAGAAGAGGGAAAGCUUACUGGAGGAAACUGGAUUCUCUUUUCUGAAUUGCAAGGUUACUGGAUCUGGUGCUCUUUACUUAGGCAGGGCUUGGGGUACUUUCUCUAGGGUCGUCUUUGCUUACACUUACAUGGAUAAGAUCAUCACGUCAAAGGGAUGGUAUGACUGGGGGGACAAGAACAGGCAUAUGACGGUAUUUUAUGGGCAAUUCAAGUGUUCAGGACCAGGGGCAGAGCAUGGUGACAGGGUUAAAUGGUCCAGGGAGCUCACUGAACAAGAAGCCAAACCUUUUAUCUCACUCAGUUUCAUAGAUGGUCACGAAUGGCUACUCCAUAUUUGAUGAUUUCUUUAAAGUCUAGCUAAGCUAUGGGAGUCGGCAAUCUUACUCCUGUGUAAUUACGCAAUUUAUGUGUCAACAUACCCUAGAAAAUGGACCAAUUUCCUCAUCCAGGCAUCUGAAUUGUCGCUGCUUAAAAGCAGCAGCCUGCACGUACAUUCAUGACCACGCAAAUAGAAAAAGGACCUAACCCUCCUUUCAUCAAACAAAAAUACAGUCGCGCAAGAACAAAUUAUAUCAACGUUCAUUUUCAAAAACUAUUACUUUUUUGUGCUAUUUGGUUGAAAUUCUAUUAUUUUUUUCUAGAUAAUUCCGUUAAUUUGUUUUGGAAGCAAACCCUAUCAAAUGACUAAGCUGGGCAAAGCCAACUGAAUCCCAAAUGGGUCAAGUGGUCCAGUA